Molecule: messenger RNA, 3174 nt
Organism: Patiria miniata (bat star)
Lineage: Eukaryota; Metazoa; Echinodermata; Asteroidea; Valvatida; Asterinidae
Product: zinc finger protein 474-like
Exons: 5
Coding region: 410-2365 (651 amino acids)
Source: RefSeq, a predicted model, not a curated record
CCUAAGUACGUCAUUAAUGAAAAUGUGUACAGUUGGUAAGGUCGUUGCUAUCGCGCUGUUCAAGUUACAGGAAACGUAAAAAUGGACACAGCAAGUAAUGUUGCUGUUAAUUGUUGGUUAUCUGCCUAUGACUUUUGGCUCUAGAUCAUUUUUUGCAUCGAAAUAUCACCACAAUAGUUGCAGGUUCCAGACUGGGCCUAGGCCUACCCCAAUGAAGAAAACCAAAACAAAACUUCUUUAAAAAGAGCCGGUGGUUCGUGAAAAUGGAAUAACAACUCGGAGAAACGUUGUCAUCGAGCGGUCAUAUUUUUUUUCUUGAAGAACAUUUUCUUGUGGAAACGUUUCUGAUGUGUGGACUUGAGCUUAAAGAUAAUCUGUGUGAUGAUGUAGGCAUGUGUUAUUACACAGAAUGCCGCCCGGUAGACCAAACUUCGCAGUAUGUUAUAUUUGCGGACGGGAUUACGGCACCCGAUCCAUCGAAAUCCACGAGCGCGAGUGUAUUAAGAGGUGGCAGCUAGAAAACGACAGGCUUCCGCCCAACAUGCGACGCGCCGCACCGCAGAAGCUAAAGGUCCUACCGGGAAUCACGAGCGGAGCUGACAGGGGCUCCGAUAUGAACCGGCAGAACGUGGCGGCUUACAAAAGCUCUCAGGCACAGCUGCUACCGUGCUCCAAAUGCGGCAGGACUUUCCUCCCGGAAAGGGUAAAGAUCCACGAGAAGACCUGUCCCGCUGGAAGGGCCCCAGACACUCAAAGGGGUCAGCUAGGUGUGAGAUCACGAUCGAGAACAGAGCCGAGAGAGGCCGCGGAGGACAGGGAAGGUUUGUCCAAGUCAUGGGGCGGGUCAAUUACCCAGAGUGAUGACAGCCAACCUCCUCGUCCAACUACAGCAACCUUAAUUCGACCGAGUACGGUGACACUGAAACAUCGUGACCUAGUAACUAUCGACGAUCAAGAGUAUCAGAUAACUGAUGACAGUUUUUACCACCCUCAUGAUGAAUCUUCCAUCACCCCACUGCAGGACAGAAGCCAGACGCAGAGAGUGUCGAAACCCCGACCUAAAAGUGCAAAGAGAGGUCGUCAGUCAAACACGGGACCGGUAUCUUCUCAACCGGGGACUCCGUCGUCGCAGUUCCGUGGUACCUCUUCCUCGCGGACCGCUGGUUCUCCUCUGCACCCGAGACCCCCUUCUAAUCCUCGGCCAACGCCAUCACCGGCCAGUACCUCGAAAUUAGCUCCUAUUAGAGGCAGACCUGCCACCGUCGUUUGUUACAUCUGCGGACGAGAAUUCGGCACGAAGUCGAUCUCGAUUCACGAGCCCCAGUGCCUUGAAAAAUGGAAGGUUGAAAAUAAUCAGCUGCCGAAGCAUCAACGGCGUCCCGUACCGAGGAAACCCCAGCCUCUUGGCACGCGCAACUCGAAUGCUGCCAGUGCCGAUCCUGAUGGGUACAAUCAGGCAGCAUACCAAUCAGCUAACUCGCAGUUGCUUCCUUGUGGAAAUUGCGGUCGCACUUUCGCACCCGAUCGUUUACCGAUUCACGAGCGCUCGUGCGGCCGCCCCAAGACAACUACUCUCAGAUCUAGCAAUGGUCUGCAAGCAUCUUCCAAUUUUGGCAGUUCCAAUGGACGUCAAAAUAUGAAUAAUACUGGGAAACCACGUACGCUGGUUUGCUACAUCUGUGGUCGAGAGUUUGGUACUAAAUCGCUUCCUAUUCAUGAACCACAGUGCCUCCAGAAGUGGCAAGUUCAAAACCAACAGUUGCCGAGAGAGCUCAGACGACCGCUUCCAAGGAAACCUGAGGUCAUCGGAAUGCAGGGUGGUCGAUCCACCGGAGAGAUGAUAAAUGAGGCUGCCUGGCAGGCGCACAAGGCAAACCUUGUCCCGUGUGAUAGCUGCGGACGGACAUUCGCAGCAGACAGAAUUGCGAAGCAUGCGGCAUCUUGUCAGGCCAGGACUCAAGGACAGGAAAGAGGGAAUAAUUCAUCUCAGAGGCCGAAAUCAGGCGGUACAAGAAAGAUACAGAUGUCAAAGACAGCCACAGCAGUCAGGCGCCCUCAGACGGUCAUAUGUUACAUCUGUGGCAGGGAGUUCGGGACAAAGUCCGUCUCAAUUCACGAACCUCAAUGCCUGAAGAAGUGGGCCAUGGAAAACGAGCGUCUCCCAAAAGAGCUGAGAAGACCGCCACCAAUCAAGCCACAGGAGAGGAUGAUCAAAGGAGGGUCCGGCCAGUACAACGUGGAUCAGAUGAACGAAGCGGCAUGGCAGGCAUCCCAAGCGAACCUCGUACCGUGUGAUACGUGUGGACGGACCUUCCUACCGGACCGCCUAAUGGUUCAUAGGAGAUCAUGCAAGCCAAAGGACUGAAAGCAAAAUGUUAGCAAAUUCAAAAGUCGAUGACCUCUACAUCUUCGACUUGUGGACUACUAUGGCAGAAACCCCAAGGGCUUACCUAUAUCUUGUAAAGCCAUUUCAUUGUAGAGGUCUCAGUCAGAAGCCCAAACCAGUCGUUACAAAGUGAGAAUGGCGUCAGAGAGUGAUGGUACAGAACAAAUAAUCUCAAGCAAAAAUCGCUGUAAAUUCACAGUGGCCCCCAGUAAUGGCCGAUGAAUUGUGCCAACUAACGUGCAGAGUAGUAGUGGAGCGUGGUUGUUUGGUACAAAAGCUGACACUAAAGGCUUCUGCCUUAUACUUUGGGUUACCGUUUACUAUUUGUGGUAUUCGCUGUGUGGCCAGUGCCGUUCUAUAUACCUGGAAUAAAUUAUGUACAUGUACUAUGUACAUCUGUUAACACUAUAGACGAAUCCAGGCACUGCAGGCAUCCUUUAAUGGAGAAACCAUUGUGCACGCUGUUGUACAAAGCAACUGCCCCGUGACGGAUUAUCUGAACGACAACUAACACAAUGCUUUCGCCAUUGAAGGGGGCCUUCGUGAUAGAAUUGAUAGCGUGCCUGGAUUGGUCUAUAGGAUAUUGUGAGACACAUUCUACCUGUUGAAAUCGUCUUCUUGUGUUUUUAGGCCAACUGAAAUGUGUGUAUAUAUAAGCUUAAGCCAGGUGACGGGUAUUUGUACUUAUAUUAGUAGUUAAUGCAUCGGUGUCAAGCCGCUGUCUGAGAUGUUAUUUUGCACUUUAGGCUGUACAUUAAAGAGAUAAAAAGGUUCAAAUUGAAACCGUU